Messenger RNA from Exophiala spinifera, 2169 nucleotides. RefSeq lists its product as uncharacterized. The record is from RefSeq and is a predicted model, not a curated record. Gene Ontology annotation, molecular function: DNA-binding transcription factor activity, RNA polymerase II-specific; zinc ion binding. The transcript has 3 exons. Bases 1 to 2169 code for a protein of 722 amino acids. Gene Ontology annotation, cellular component: nucleus. Gene Ontology annotation, biological process: regulation of DNA-templated transcription. NCBI's taxonomy places the organism in Eukaryota, Fungi, Ascomycota, Eurotiomycetes, Chaetothyriales, Herpotrichiellaceae.
AUGUCGUCGAUCUCGCCCACGGGAGCAUAUGCGCCCUCACAGGGCCAGGACGCCAGCAACGCGUACAAGUAUGAAGACCCUACCGCCUACCAGCUGCAGUCGGCCUUUCCCAACCAGUUCGAGGUCGCGCUGCCGGUGCCGCGCGCAGAGCACGAGCAAGUAGGUCAAGAACCUCCCAGAUCCGCAGCCAAGUCGUCCGAACCGAAAGUCCGUCUGCGCAAGGCUUGCGAUAGCUGCAGUGUGCGAAAAGUCAAGUGCGACGAGUCAGGACCUCCCUGUAAAUCAUGCGCCGCUCUGGACAUCCCCUGCACCUUUGACCGUCCUAGCCGCCGCCGCGGACCACCCAACAGACACGCGGAAGCCAUCAAGAGACAGAAACUUGAAGGAGGAAACUAUGAGGCUUCGAGAGGCUCUCCUACCCAUGAUGCUGCCUACAGUCUCGCGGCGCUCUCUGCACCGAGUCUCCUCGCGGCUGAAUCGAUAUGUGAUCUUCCGACGUUGAAGGUUCUGCUCGACGACUACUUUCUCUACAUACACCCCCUGAUACCUCUCCCACACGAACCGACGUUCCGGAGAUCCUUCGAGGCUCGAGAAGACCGGACCAACCAUACCUUCCUCGCUCUCAUCGCUGCCAUGGUAGAAUGCUUGGUGGCCUCGUUUCCGCGGAGACCACGCCAGUUGUUCACGUCCGACGCAGCGAGGGUGCAAUUCCCCAACGCCGGCGUUCUGAUUGAUCGGUGCCACCAAGUCUUCGUCGAGGCGCGUGGGCUGGGUUACAUGGAUCGACCCCUGGGUCUCUACGAUGCCAUUUCCAGUUACUUGACCGCACUCGCAGCGGCUUACACUCUCGAUCUACCACGUUUGCGCCUGUACUUGGGAGAAUGCACCCUCAUUACACGGGAGCUUGGAUUUCAUCGUCCUGAAUUCUACCGGCCACCGCCCACUCCUGGCGGCUCGUAUCCACAUGCCGAGGCACAGAGGCCGCAAAUAGUUGACUAUGUGUACCAGGAAUCUGGACGUCGACUGUUCUGGUUGCUCUUCGUAGGCGCCAUGUCGGCUCGCCAGUUGGAUGAAGCGGAAGGUGAUCUGCUCAUGCCACCGGUAUCGCACGCAGAAAUGCUGCCGCCGCUUCCGGUCGAGGUAGAUGAUGAAUACAUCACGGAAGCCCAGAUAUUUCCUCAACCUAGAGGCGUCGUGUCAGAAAUGGUCGGCUUCAAUCUGAACGUUAAGGUCUUCAGAGCUUUUCACUUUCUGGCCGCCCUAGAAAUGGCAUUCGGGGCAAAUACUGUCUACGACUGGGAUCGGCAGCGCCAGAUCAUUCGACGUGCUCUUCAGACCGUCAAAGAAGCGACGCGAGAUGCACCGAAAGAGUUGCAACUGAAUCCAUCCAAUGGUUUCGGAGAAUGGCCGCCUACUCAGGCGGACAUAUCUGCGUAUUCCCAACUAUUCAACGAUCGUGAGGGUAUCGAGACCGAUCCCUCACUCGAGACUGCAAGUACUCGAGGGUCCUUUUCUCUUCCCCCCACGAAAAGAGUAAUACAGUUUGAGAUUCAGAAGGCCAACAUCUACGCUACACAGCUCUCGUCAAGAUCGUAUCUGGUAGAGCGGUUCUGGAAUCUCUACGAGAUCAUCGAGCGUGACAAGAUAAGCUUUCCGACAGACAAAUCCAUCGCCAGUUCCUCGCCGACUGCCGGUAUCGUCAUGACCGGAAUGGAGCAUGGGUACCGGCAAGUCGCUGGAAGAACCCCCAGCGAUAGCUUGAUGGAUGCCGGGGAACAAAUGAUGGCAGUUGAACGGGAAGACAUUGUGAGAGACAUGGCUUUGCUCCUGAAGAGCAUCAACCAAGUCAACAUGGAGCCAAAUGGCAUGAGUAUUUGCAACAAGAUCCGGACGGUUGCUUCCACCUUGCUCGAAACGAAGCGUGCUCGCAUGAGCUCCAUGCCCACGUUAGAUUCCGAAAGCGUCAAUAGUUACCUCCAUGACUUCCUUGAGAUCCUCUCCAAACUCGAAAGAUUGGGUCCGUCCCGGUUUCGAGGCGUGGCUGAUAACAACUCUGGUGGCCUCUUACGAACGCCAGAGGAGAUCGAAGAGGAAGAAUUGGUGCAUUGGGCAAGUUUGAAGGAAAGACAGGAACAAUUUGUUCGAGCAAGUGGUGUGAGUUCCUGGUAG